Penicillium odoratum is the source of this 1740-nucleotide messenger RNA. RefSeq names its product glycoside hydrolase family 127 protein. Gene Ontology annotation, biological process: carbohydrate metabolic process. Bases 1 to 1740 code for a protein of 579 amino acids. The transcript is spliced from 3 exons. Lineage: Eukaryota; Fungi; Ascomycota; Eurotiomycetes; Eurotiales; Aspergillaceae. The record is from RefSeq and is a predicted model, not a curated record.
AUGGAUUACCCCCAAGAGAGUUUUAUUGCGACUAGAUUUGCACCUGAAUCCUUUUGGGCUCGUCGCCGUGAAGUGGUUCGAGUUCAAACAUUACGGCAUCAGCUUCAAAUGCUCAAAGAGACUGGCCGAUAUGAGGCGUUCAAACUAAAGUGGCAUCCGAGCUACUCGGUCCCUCCUACGGUCUAUCCAAUCCCCAAUCACCAAUUUUGGGACUCCGAUGUGGCGAAGUGGAUUGAAGGCGCUUGCUAUUUGCUCAUGAAUCAAUUCGACGCCGAGAUUGAUGUGGCUGUGAAAGAAUUGGUAGAAAUGAUUCGAGGAGCGCAGAAACAAGAUGGCUAUCUUAAUAUCCAUUACUCUGUGGUCGAACCGGGGAAGCGUUUCACCAAUUUGCGAGAUAUGCAUGAACUUUACAAUGCAGGUCAUCUGAUAGAAGCAGCCCUCGCCCAUCAUCUUCUUUAUAGCAAUGAUGAACUGCUGUCACCCAUUCUCAAGUACGUGGAUCUUCUAGCUGCUACUUUUGGUGCCCACGAGGACCAAAUUCCUGGCUAUCCUGGCCACCCAGAGAUUGAACUGGCUCUCUUGCGCCUUUACAAUGUUUCAGGAAAUCCAGAUCAUCUACGGCUGGCUCAAUUCUUCAUCGAAGAGAGAGGAAAUCCCACGGGUGGGAAAGAAGGGCGCCAUUACUAUGACGUGGAAGCAAAGGCUCGUGGUGAAAGUGAGCAUGACUUGCCCAUGUACUUCCCUGCUGCAAGAAGCUAUUGGUACCAGCAAGCCCAUGCUCCUAUUGUCAAUCAAAAAACAAUCGAAGGUCAUUCUGUGCGUGCCAUGUACCUCCUCACAGCCGUGGCGGAUUUAGUUCGGAUUUGCCAGCCCAGCAGCGAAAUUGGGGCAAAGUUCUUACCAGCCGUCCAUCUACUAUGGUCCAAUAUGGUGGAAAAGAAGUCCUACGUAACGGGAGGCAUUGGGGCCAUAAAGAAGUGGGAAGGAUUUGGAAUUGAUUACUUCCUCCCUCAAGGUACCGAUGAGGGAGGAUGCUAUGCUGAAACCUGCGCUGCGAUAGGAGUUAUGAUGCUUGCUGAGAGACUAUUACAGAUCGAACUUGACAGCCACUAUGCGGAUAUCAUGGAACUCUGUCUUUACAAUGCAGUCCUGACGGGCAUGAGCCUGGAUGGAAAAGCCUUCACUUAUGUGAACCAACUGGCAUCUUCAGAUCAGGAUCUUUCACAGCGCCACGAGUGGUUCGAGUGCGCUUGCUGUCCGCCAAAUGUCACCCGAACGCUAGGCUUCCUCGGUGGAUAUCUCUGGAGUCACACGGGAAAGGGUCAAUGUGCCGUUGUCAAUGUACAUAUGUACUCUUCGGCGACGAUUAAUCUUAAAGUCUCCUCGUCCACUGUGGCAAUCACGCAGAAAACAGAAUGGCCAUGGCAUGGUGAUGUUGACUUUGAUAUCCACACUGAUGGGCCGCCUAUUGAUCUGAAUUUACGACUGCGAAUUCCUGGGUGGGCGACAUCUUGGGAGGUAAAACCUUCCGUGAUCUCAAAUUAUCAAAAGAAGUAUUUAUGGGCUAAUCCGCAUAAAUCAGGUCACUCCCUCUCCGAAGAAGUCAGAUGUCCAGAAUGGAUAUUUGUUCCUAAGCGCCAACUGGCUGCAAGAAAAUUCGCGCUUUCGCCUUUCAUGUCCUAUGAAACCAGAGAUAGUCCGACCAAAUCCUCUAACAUUACAGCCCAUCGCAUAUGUUAG